AUGGAGCUGAUCAGCGGUGCGCGAGUGAUUCCGAAACCUACCCACAGUGUGGCAACUCAGAAGUCCGACUUCGACUCUCGCUUCCCAUCCACUUCCACUUCCUCUCAUCUUCAAUACAAACCCCAUCUUACCUCGUCAGUGGGAGUUCAGUCAAGCAUGCCCGUUCCUGCCACUCGACUCUACUCCCUUCCCCCUACUUCACUUCGAGCCCAGCUGGACGCUGAACGAAAACCACUCUACAGAGACUUCCGCGCGGGAGCCAAGAGUGUCGAGACCCAAACGGAGCAGCCAUUCACUUCUGUCGACUAUGAAACUAGUAUUCCGAAGACGUCAACUUCCACAGAACAACCAUCCCAACGUCGCGGACGAACAAAUGCGAAUGUGCAAACAAACGAUCUGCUAGAAGCAACCAAGAAGUACUUUGAGGACUACGAUCGUCAACUGAACGAGCUCACCGAGAAAGCAAAACGAGCACAUCGACGGCAAUUCGAAUUCCACGAUGACGAUCCGCUCAGCCGCGAGACGAGGCGAUUACAGCUGAUGGACGAGUUAGCGCGCAGACGCGAGAGGAUGUUCGCCAAUAUUGAGCUACCGUCGGAGACGAUGCCCUACAGAGCAUACCAUUCGCAAUUUGCGCUAGAUUCUUCUGAUUAUUCAUCGCUAGUGCCUCACUAUGGAUCUCUUCCUCGAAUCGACUAUCCUUCCCGAAGUAGAAGAGAACCGCUUUCCCGGGAUUUCACUGUGCGAGAGCCGUCCACUUCCUAUGCCUAUAACUAUGGCUCAUUGCCGAGGAACUAUGAACGAUGCUUGGGACAUACCUACCCGAUCCAUGUCGACUAUGAACAAUCGUUCGGAGCUCGACCCACUGCCGCUGCUGCGUCCAGGUCCAUGCUCGAUCUGCACUCCGACAACAUCAUCGACCCCCGCUAUCGACAUCCUACUGAUAUUCGCUCUAGUUACCUGGACCAAAUGGGUAUAGACCGAGCCGAUCCUCUCGCCUACACCUCACCCUACCGCUCUUACCCGAGCGACACCACAAAUGUGAACAUUGCUCAACCUCUUGGACCACAACAAGAAGACAUGGUCUCGCGGUACGCCAGCUACUUGAACAGCCAAUUCCAAAGCGGUUUGCUGAGCCAAGCGGAU
Molecule: messenger RNA, 1146 nt
Organism: Cylicostephanus goldi
Lineage: Eukaryota; Metazoa; Nematoda; Chromadorea; Rhabditida; Strongylidae
Source: the annotation of a GenBank genome assembly